CAACCAAGCGUGACGAGAUUUACCAGACCCAUUGCUAACAGUAUAUAUAUACUUGUUUCCUAGGUUCGUCUAGCAAAAAAAAAAAACAUCAUCGCGAUAUAUAGUGCAAACAUGCAAAAGUAAAGGCAGUGUAUGUAUGUAGCUUCUCAAUACCUUAUUGUGUGAACUUUAUAUUGUACAAUUUAUUGGAUAUAGUCUCGAAUACUUAGAUAUGGAGGGACUAAAAGUUUCCCUAGUCGUCCUGUUGUCUGUGAUAUCAUGUUCCCUCGCAAAGAAUUCCUAUGUUGUCAUGUUUCCAAAAACAAUACGUCCCAAUCUGGACACACAAGUCAAUGUCCAGCUCCUGGACGCCAGUCGUGCCGCUGGGACCACGGUGGUGGUCAGUCUAGUGGACAAAAAUAAUAAAACCAUUGUGUCCGAAAUGGGAACCACAGAUCCAGCAAAUCCUACAAGGCUGUCAAUUCCUCUAAAGAUGCCAGCCAGCCUAACCGUCGGCGAGGAGUACGCCAUCAUGGUGCAAGGUGAAGGGGGGACCAACUUCAGCAAUUACACAAAAGUGCAGUUCAAUCCUAAAUACUCAUCUAUUAUGAUCCAGACAGACAAAGCCAUUUAUAAACCUGGACAAACCAUUAAUUUUCGAGUGUUCGGAAUGUACCCAGAUCUGUCCAUUGUAAAUGAUAACAUUGAUGUCGAAAUAUAUGAUCCUUUGGGAAACAAAAUCGCCCAGUGGAAGAAUAAAGUACCAGACAAUGGAGUGUAUACAGAUAGCUUAGUUAUGUCUGAUCACCCAGUGCUUGGAGAAUGGAAAAUCAAAGCUGUACAAGGGAACGAAGCUUACACCAAGACGGUUACUGUGGAUGAAUAUGUUUUGCCGAAGUUUGAUGUUAACUUGGAACUCCCACCCUACGGACUCAGCAACAGGAAUCUAACCGGCAUUAAAGUCGUUUCCAAAUACACAUUCGGAAAACCUGUGAAGGGAACAGUCGACAUCAGACUUCGCCCUCCAUACCUCAGCAGAAGUCCAUGGUCUAUAGAGAAUAGGAAGAAGCAGGGUCUUCUGGAUGAAAUUUCCCAUAGUGCACCGAUAAAUGGGGAAUAUAAAUUUGAUGUGGAAAUUUCCAAACUGAAAAGCCUGGACAAAUGGCUGGAUUACAGCGAGAUCUUGUUUGAGGUGAACGUAACAGAAGCUCUGACAGGCCUUCGACAGAACGCAUCUGGAACCGUCCGGUUUUAUCCCCACGAAAACAAAGUGGAGUUUCUCGAGUCUCUUCCCAAAACAUUCAAACCCGGCCUCAAAUAUACAGUCCUGGGUAGAGUAAUGCGACAAGACGAUUCUCCGAUUUCGCUUCCUACUGCCUCUAGGGUGAAGUUGACUGUGACCCACACCCUCCCUCUCCCGUCAACCACCACCUCUACCACCACCACCACCACCCCUCCUCCCCCUCCAGAGGCCGGAGUGGGACCUGGACUUAUAGGUAUAGAGGAACCAUUCAUCGUGAACAGACGACGUCCUAUGUGGCAGCCGACCACCAAAGACGAGAAAAUGGAACCAGUUUUUCUCGAUGUGGAUGUUGAUGGCAUCUUCAAAUAUGAAAUGACUAUUCCCCCGAAUGUUAAGCGGGCAUCUGUGGAUGCCCAAUACGAGAAGAGUUCUUCUUACCUCGGACUCAACCCCAGUAAAUCACCUAGUGAAAGUUACAUGCAAGUCUCUCUGAUGAACCCAGAUGUCAAACCAACGACUGGAUCUGUCUCUUCGUUUGAAAUCAAAACUACAGAACCUACUCCCAAAGUUUAUUACCAGGUCGUUUCCAAAGGUCAGGUCGUCCAUACAGGCGAUAUCGACAUGCAGUCCUCAAAGGUCAAGACGUUCACUUUACCUAUAACGACAGAUAUGGCCCCCAAAGCUCGCCUGAUUGUUCAUUACGUCAGAGAUGACGGAGAAAUUGUUACAGACGCUCUGACCUUCAAUAUCAAGGGAACCUUCAAAAACAAAGUGGAUAUUGACUUUGACGUUAAGGAGGCUCGUCCUGGAAAGGAAGUGGUUGUAUCCGUUAAAGCGGAUCCGGAUUCUACUGUUCAUUUGUUGGCGGUCGAUAAAAGUGUUCUCAUUUUACGUAGUGACAACGAUAUCAAAGAAAGCAGGAUAAACGAUGAGUUAAACAGCUAUGAUAACGAACACUUCGGCGGCGGAUGGGGACCCUUUGCUCGAUCAUCAUGGUGGCCAAUGCCCUCUGGCGGAGAGGAUGCCGACGAUGUGUUUCGGAAUAACGGCAUAGUGGUGCUCACAGACGCCCUAGUUUACAAUUACGAGGAACCAUGGAGGCCACCGAUGUUUCGUCGUGCUCGAAUGGGCUUUGGAGGGGGAAUGGGAGUUCAAGAUGGUGUGAUGAGGAUGCAAGCCCGCAACAAUGUUCAGUUUAAAUCAGAACGAUCAGAACGACCGGUCCAAGCAUCCCCUCCACGCGUUAGAAAACUAUUUCCCGAGACCUGGUUAUGGAGUAACGCUAGCUUAGGACCCGACGGUGUGACGUCACUCAGCAUCCCUGUUCCGGACACCAUUACUACGUGGGUGGCUACUGCAUUUGCUGUCAACCCUAAUUCUGGUUUGGGUUUGACCCCGAGUCCCGCUAAUGUUAAAGUCUUCCAGCCUUUCUUUGUGAGUUUGACUAUGCCUUAUUCCGUGACUCGUGGAGAACUGGUGGUUCUGCAAGCCAACGUAUUCAACUAUUUGAAUCAUGACGUCAGGGUUUUAGUAAUCAUCGAUAAAAACGAAGGCUUCAAAAAUCUUGUGACCUACAUACAAGACAAUCAAGUGAAGAAGGGGAGAUUCUCGGCCCGCGUGGGACGUACAUUCAAUAUGACAGCUGGUGAAAUAUACCCUGUGUAUUUCCCAAUUACUCCUACAGAGACAGGGGAUCUUAAGAUUAAUAUCACCGUUAUUUCCACGGGCCCUGGAGAUGCAGUUAUUCGAUAUCUCAAAGUCGAGCCUGAGGGAGUUGAGAAGGAGUUUAACAACCCUGUUUUGAUCAACACUGGGAACACGGGGACUUUCUCAGAGGAUGUCCAGUUGUCUUUUCCACCCAACACUGUGGCCGGCUCUAAGCGUAUCAGGGCGUCCGUUAUUGGUGAUGUGAUGGGGCCAUCUAUCAGCGGACUGGACUCGUUACUCAAAAUGCCAUAUGGAUGUGGAGAACAAAAUAUGCUGAACUUUGCUCCCAAUAUCUUUGUUCAGAAAUACCUUACCAUCACAAACAAUCUCACUCCAGACUUAGAAAAGAAAGCUAAAGAAUACAUGAUUAAAGGUUACCAGCGGGAACUGACCUACUCACAUGAUGAUGGAUCCUACAGUGCUUUUGGUAAAAGUGACAAAUCGGGCACCACCUGGCUGACUGCUUUUGUUGUAAAGUCUUUCUCUGAAGCUUACGACUUCAUCACCAUUGACGAGGAGGUCGUUAAGAAAGCCGUCACUUGGCUAGUCUCUCAGCAAAACAACAAUGGAACUGUCAGGGAGCCGGGCAGGGUCCUACAUAAGGAAAUGCAGGGCAGUUCAGCCUCAGGGGAAAGAGCUCUCACGGCAUUUGUUUUAAUUGCUCUUAAAGAAGCUGGGGCCAUUCCAGGGGUGUCAGAACUGACCGGCCGAGCGAUACGAAAGGCAAGGACCUACCUGGAAGAGGACAUCCACCUUCUGGAAGACAUGUAUGAAUUAGCUCUCGUCGCAUACGCCUUACAGAUAACUGAAAGUCCUAGAGUUGGCGAGGUGAUCAACAAACUCAACGCGAAAGCUACAGUCAAAGAUGGACUUAAAUUCUGGUCCAAGCCAGCGACAGGCAUCCAGUGGAAGGGAUGGGCUCCCCCCAAGGAUCAAUCCAAGGCUGUGGACAUAGAGACCACGGCCUAUGCUCUCCUAAAUUUAGGGGUCAACAAGGACCUGGAAGGAGGGUUACCUGUUCUCAAGUGGAUUACCUCCCAGCGUAACCCCGAGGGCGGCUUCUCUUCAACACAGGACACCAUAAUUGCACUUCAAGCUUUGUCAGAGUUCGCCUCCAUGGUGUUCAGUCCAACCUUUAACAUGAGAGUACGGUUGACCAGUAAGACACCAGGCGUACCAUACCAACAUGAAUUUACCGUGAACCAGAACAACGCACUCGUCCUCCAAACAGUAGACAUUCCCUUGGAGAUUGAUAGACUAGGUGUCACAGCCGAAGGAUCGGGAAUUGCUUUAGCAGAGAUCUCUACUUACUUCAAUACUGAUGAAGAAAUAGAAGUCCAAUCGUUUGAUGUUAAUGUGACCCUCGCUGAUGAAACAACGAAAGGAUUCACCGUCAAAGUCUGCGGAAGAUGGCUAAAGAAAGGAAACUCUGGUAUGGCAAUGAUGGAUAUCGGAGUACCCUCGGGAAUGACCCCUGAUAAAGAUUCGCUGGAUACGUCUAAAGCUCCCAUGUAUAAACGGAUUGAAUCAGGAUAUAGAAAAAUAUCUUUAUACUUUGAUGAGUUUGACGGCCAGGCUCAGUGUGCCUCAAUAUACAUGGCCAACACAGACAAGGUAGCAGAGAAACAACCUUCAGUCAUCCGGCUCUACGACUACUAUGAACCCAAAAACCAAGCUACCACAUUUUACACUUCCAAAGUUUUGGCGGAUUCAGGAGUCUGUGAUGUGUGUGGCACAGAGUGCUUCUGCGCAGCUAAGCCUUAACAGUGUAGAGGAGUUCUUGGUACAUUCCUGUUGAAAUAUUGGUGCUACCACGUUAGAUUCGGCAUCUUUAUUAUAUUAUGUGUUUUUCUUUCUUAGUUUUUCUCUCUCAGUGGUGGAAGGAUUAAAUUUAGCCAUCACAAAGAGAUGAAAAUCAUCACUCUACAAACUAUCAUAUAGUUCUUUUGAAAUACUGCACUGUGUUGUCCUUCACAUGUAACAUAUCUUUAUGAAUUCAAACUAUGAAUAAAAUAAAUAUUUUUGUA
This is a messenger RNA of Ostrea edulis (European flat oyster), 4956 nucleotides long. RefSeq names its product CD109 antigen-like. Gene Ontology annotation, cellular component: extracellular region. The coding region runs from base 212 to 4693 and encodes 1493 amino acids. The record is from RefSeq and is a predicted model, not a curated record. Lineage: Eukaryota; Metazoa; Mollusca; Bivalvia; Ostreida; Ostreidae. Gene Ontology annotation, molecular function: endopeptidase inhibitor activity. The transcript is spliced from 37 exons.